This is a messenger RNA of Trematosphaeria pertusa, 1701 nucleotides long. RefSeq names its product DnaJ-domain-containing protein. NCBI's taxonomy places the organism in Eukaryota, Fungi, Ascomycota, Dothideomycetes, Pleosporales, Trematosphaeriaceae. Bases 1 to 1701 code for a protein of 566 amino acids. The transcript has 4 exons. The record is from RefSeq and is a predicted model, not a curated record.
AUGGAAUCGACGCUCCCGCCGGACCCCUACAAAGCCCUCGGAGUCGCAAAGGAUGCCGACACCGCCACCAUCAAGGCGACGUACCGGAAGCUGGUGCUCAAAUGCCAUCCAGACAAGGUCACAGACGAGUCUCUGAAGAAACUGAAGCAGGAGGAAUUCCACAAGAUCCAGGAGGCCUAUGAGAUCAUCGGCGACGAAGAGAAGCGGGCCAGGCACGACGCUGAAGUCAAGCUCGAGCAGCUUCGCAAAGACAACCUCGCGAGGAAAGGCGGCGCGCCGAACGUCGAAGUCCGAACAGGCCGCUAUGAAGUGCGCACACAGGCCCCGGCAGGAGCGACCUUCACCGCAACGACGCCACACCGCUACGAACAGCACAAACCCUCCUCUCGCUCCUACGACGACCGCGAGCGCGACCGAUACUACGAGGAGCGCUCCCGCAACUCGUCAUCCCGCCCUUCGCGCUCAGAGAAAGAGCCCCCAGUACGAGCCGCCAGGAAGAAGUCCCGCGACAAGGAAGAGCGUAAGGACCGAGGGAGGAGGUUCGUCUCGGCUCGCUAUGAGGCAGCCUACAGGAGGCGCGAUGAAGAAGAGGAGGCACGCAGACAGGCUGCUGAAGCCCGAAGGAAGGCCGACGAGUCCCGUCGGUCAUACGAAGACGCCCGAUACGACCGCGAGCGGAAGACGAGCGAACUCACCAGCAACGCCGUCCAUUACAUUCAUCGCUCCAAGGCCGACGCCGAUGCGCGGCCGUCACCAAGCAGGACCACCUCCUCACGAGAUGUCCGCCCAGAGUACUUCGAGAGCCGCUCUCGGCGAGAAAGACCCGAAGCCGUCCGCAGGUCGUCGGCACGCCCGAAAGAGUCCGGCCGGGAACGGGACCGCAAGGGCAUUGAGAUCGUCGAUUGGGACGAUGACAGGGUCCCGAAAAUCCCGUCCUUCAAGCACGCUUCUUCAUCGCCAGCCGAGCUGCAUGUGCCGCGCGCAACGCCUCAGCGAUCCUACACGGAGUCAUCUCGUGACCACCGCCGCACGGAGACAUCUCCUACACCCCUCUUACGUCGCGAGACAGCGCCUGUAUCCUCAUCAUCGCGCAGAAAAGAAGCGGCUGUGCCCCGUCCUUCUGGCCUUCGCGAAUCAACCACUCCGCAUGACUCCGGCGCUAGCAGCCCCGAAACGUAUCCCACCGUGCCGCCAGCGCAGUCAUCCUCCACCAAGAAGUACUACUACCCAACACCUGGAGGAGGUGUCCGCCUAACCCCAGAGGAUGUGGGCGUGGCAAAUGGACACCGCACGGUGCUCCACGAGCCCGGGCGCCACCGCACUCGCUCACCGUCGCCACUAUCACGACCUCCCAUGGGAGCCAAUAGGCCCGUAGAAACGGCCUCGGCAACGUAUACGACCGCAGCACCAAAAGCUUCCGUCCCGCCACCUCCACUCAGCCGCGCCGCAACGAUGAACGUAAGCCCCAUCCGGGGUAGCGACGAUCGUGGACGCCGUUUGUACGGAGAGCUCAACUCGGAUUACCUCCGGCGCGAGAACGCACGACGCCAGACGAGCUUCUCCCCUGAAAAGGUCUCAUACACACCAAAGAUUGGUCCCGAGGACAUCAGGUGGAGCGCGCAACGCGGCCGCGAUCCGCUAGAGCGUGAUCGAGAGUAUGCUAAGCCUACGCUAGGCCGACAUGCUACGUAUGUUUACUAG